Molecule: messenger RNA, 2436 nt
Organism: Alexandromys fortis (reed vole)
Lineage: Eukaryota; Metazoa; Chordata; Mammalia; Rodentia; Cricetidae
Gene: Tmigd1
Product: transmembrane and immunoglobulin domain containing 1
Exons: 9
Coding region: 984-1916 (310 amino acids)
Source: RefSeq, a predicted model, not a curated record
UCUAGGCAUGUUUCUCUGUAACGCUCGCUAAUUUUUGUCUAAUAGGAAACAUUUUGUCUAGUAGAAAGCAUUUUGAAAAUAUGGCAGACUGGAACUUAAAAUUCAGUCACCAAGUGGUUGAUGGUGACAAUGCCAUACUUUGCGGGGGCUUGAUUGCUCGCAAAGAGGAAAUAGGUUUAAAAAAAAAGUAAAGCAGCAAACAGUUAAAUGAAAAGGUGAAGCCAUUUCUGAUCUUUGUGGCUCGUCGUGGUCUAGGAAUGUUUUAUAUGACCUCACUUGAUUAGAGUAGAUUUUCAGGAAUUAAAUAACAACAACCCUAAUGAUCUCUCGGCCGGAGGAAAGCAAAUUUAUCAAUUAGAAUCUUUGAUCAUUUUAACAAAACUGAUCUCGGACUCCGGAACAGACGGUAGUUAUUUUCAGCAUUCUGUCACCCAAUCUUCGAUGAAGUCUCGUUCUUAAAUUGCCAAUAGGGGUCCAGGAGGAGACGUUCCACGGCCAAUGUCUGGGAGCCCCCCAAGGCCGGGACUCACAAGCUCCUCCCUCACUCCUAGUUUUCUGACAGUGGCCGCAACUCCAAGGCUCCGACUACUCGUCUUCCGGGGUCUGGAGCUUCUGGCUCAGCACUCGUCUUCUCGCAAGAGUUCGUCCCCAAAGUCCCAUCGCAGAGUCUCACCACCCCUCCGACGGGUCCACCCGGAGCCCCGGGCGCCUCUUCCUUUCCACCCCGGCUCCCUCCACUCGGCCCAACCCCUUCCCAGAUCCGGUUCUCUCCGCCCCAGCCCCUUCCUCAAGUUCCCAGGCCCGGGGCUCCUCUCGGACAACCUCAUCCCGCAGCAUGGCCGUUCCUGAGCUGGAAGGCCAAUCAUUCCCGACAGCAAGAUGGCUGUGGUGGGGACGGCUCUGAAAGACCCUUGAAGAGGACUUUCUCUCAGGAGGAGACCUCCCUGCUGCCAAGGAACAGGCCGAGACCAGAGACCAUACGGAUGCAAAUCGCAAGAGGUUUAUUGGGCAAACACAGGAGACCCAGCCUGCAUUCAUUAAGGAUGGUGUGGAAGAUCAUGGGGCCACUGCAAGCAUGCAGCCUUCUCCUAGUGAUUGUAUCUUUGCCACAGGGGAGGACAAGUUCUGUUAUAACUGUAAAUGGCAGAACUGAGAACUAUGUCCUGGACACCCCAUCUGGUGUCGAAGCCUCUCUGGAAUGCGCGGUUCAAAACCACACCAGCGAUGAAGAACUUCUCUGGUACCGAGGCGAUGGAAUCGUAGAUCUGAAAACUGGAAAUCAAAUCAACAGCAGCUCUGUCUGUGUCUCUCCCAUCAGAGAAGACGACGACGGAGUUCGCUUUACCUGCAAGCUGCAGAGCAAUCAGUCGGUGUCGGUCUCCGUGGUGCUGAAUGUUACUUUCCCUCCCAUUCUAAGCGGAGAUGACUUCCAAACCGCAGAGGAAGACAGCGACGUAAGCUUGGUUUGCAACGUGAAAUCCAACCCUCAGGCUCAAAUGGAGUGGCAUAAAGACAACAGCGUCCUGGUUUUAGAGAAAGGCCGUCACCAAAUCCAAGAGACAAGUGAGUCUUUGCAGUUGUCAAUCACCAAAGUCAAGAAAUCCGACAAUGGAACCUACAGCUGUAUUGCUAGCUCAACUCUCAAAGUGGAGACCAUGGACUUCCACCUGGUCGUUACAGACAAAGUUCCAGCCGUCCCAGUAGAGGCAAUCAUUGCUGCUUGUGUCGUGGUCUUCCUGACUUUGGGUUUUGGGCUGCUUGCUAGGAGAAAAAGAAUAAUGAAGCUCUGCAUGAAAGAGAAAAACAAGAAUUCAGAGACAGCUCUGUUUGACCAAGGCUUGCGCAACUGCAUUGCCACACAAGCAACUGAGGGAGCUUGUCCAGAUGAGAAAGUUGAGCCCCUGCCUGACACAUGAAGAGUUCUGCAUCAGGACCACCUCAGUUUGUGUAUCGACAUCUGUAUUUAUUGCUGCUUUUAAAUUCCCCCCGAUCCAAUUGUCAGAGGUUAUGAAGACGCAUUUAGUUAAUUACUGAACAGUGGUUGUUAGGACUAAUUCAAGCUACUUAUGGAGCUAUUUCAUGCAAGAGGUUUUAAAAUGAAGAUUCUGUUUAAGCCCUCUCCUUAAGAAUAUGUUAAUUAAUUGUGAUUUAUUCCUAAUAGAUUGGUAGCCAUUUACUAUCUGACUUAUUUUUCUAGAUAGGAAGACUAACUGACAUUGGGGUUUUCCAAAUCAAUGCAUUAGCCAAGAAAAAAAAAAAAGAAAAGAAAAAACCAAGAAGAUCAAAGCAGAGAACACCAUAGGAUGACGUUCCUGGGUUGCCAGGGAGCACAUGAAGUUGUAAUUAUCUCCUGAUUUCAGUGUCCCUCUCCUUAAUGUCUUAGGACUAAAGAAGUCCGGAUCUAACUUCAAAUGGAAUAAAUUUAGUAUCAUGAGA